Prunus armeniaca (apricot) is the source of this 2781-nucleotide messenger RNA. The record is from the annotation of a GenBank genome assembly. NCBI's taxonomy places the organism in Eukaryota, Viridiplantae, Streptophyta, Magnoliopsida, Rosales, Rosaceae.
AUGACUACAUUUACACCUAAGGCUAUUGUACACAAAAGAUUUGGUAGCUCAGCCUGCUAUAAAGUAGAGGAAGUGCAUGAGUCCACUCAAAAUGGAUGUCCAGGGUUGGCCAUUAUGCAGAAGGGCCCUUGCCUUUAUCGCUGUACCUUGCAGCUUCCAGAAGUUACGGUUGUAUCUGGAAUUUUUAAAAAGAAGAAGGAUGCUGAGCAAUCUGCUGCUGAAUUGGCCUUAGAGAAGCUAGGCAUUAAUCCCGCAACAAAAAGCCUUUCUCUGCAGGAAGCAUGGGAUGAUUUAGUCGCUCGUGUCAGUUUUUUAUUUUCAGACGAGUUCCUUUCAACUCUUCAUCCGCUGAGUGGUCACUUCAGAGCAGCUUUGCAGAGAGAAGGUGAUCUUUCUGGGCAGAUUCCUGCUUCUGUCAUUGCCAUCUUUGAUGCAACACUUUGUAAUAUGUGUAAAUCCCUUGAUCCUAAGGUGGAGUCCAAUCCUUUCUUGGUUAUACCUUAUGUUGUGAGGGCUGCUGCUAGAUUAUCUGAACUUAUUUCUACUUCUGAGGAAGAGCUCUGGUUUAGGAGGCGAAAUCCAUAUGCUCCUGAAACAGUGGAGUCAUCAUCUAUCCAGCAAUUAGGUUCGACAGAAAUCUUUUCAGUUGAAGCCAUAAAAGUACCAUCUUCACUAGAGAAGACUGUUGAAAGAGUAAUCCUUAAUGUCUCAUCUUCUGGAUAUUUCCUGGAUGUUAUUGCAAAACAACUUGGGUUAUCGAAAGCUUCUGACGUUCUGAUCUCAAGGCCUAUAGGUAAGGCUUCCUCUGAGACAAGACUGUACUUUGCUGCUCCCAAGCAAUAUCUGUUGGAUAUGUCUUCAGAUCUUCUAAAUGCCAAAGAAGCUUGUAACUCUGAAGGAUCUUUGAAUGCAAGAGCAAGUUACUUGUCUGGCCAAGAUAUAUAUGGUGACGCUAUUUUAGCAUCCAUUGGAUACACGUGGAGGUCCAAAGACCUUUUCUAUGAAGAUGUAACCCUGCAAUCAUAUCACAGGAUGGUCAUUGGCAAGACACCAGGUGGAAUUUACAAGUUGUCCAGAGGGGCAAUACUUGCAGCUGAGUUACCUUUGGCAUUUACUACCAAUGCAAAAUGGAAGGGUUCCUUUCCAAGGGAGAUGCUCUGUACAUUCUGCCGUCAGCACCGGCUUGAACCCGUCUUCUCUACUCAAAGCACUCUAGAAGAAUCAUCCGAGUCACCAAAAUCACACAAGAAGUUAAAGGUGACAGACUUGCCUGUCAAAGAGGCACAAUAUGCAAAUGGCUGUGUUGUUGCUGCUGGCGUAAAGGACUCGGUUGAAUCCGGAGGUAGCUUUAGAUGUGAAGUGAAAAUAGUUUCUAAAUUUCAGGAUUUUAUUUUAGAGUGCUCACCGAAAGAUUCUUUUAAGAAACAGAGCGAUUCCAUCCAGAAUGUUUCUUUGAAAGUUCUGUUAUGGUUAAAUGCAUAUUUUCGAGAUCCAACUGUGCCUUUGGAGAGACUUAAUGCUUCUGCUGAUGGUCUUAACAUUAGAUUUGAUCCCCAAAACUUUAUUAAAGUAUUUAUGCUGUGCCAACAUAUUCAUAAUGUGAAUGCGUCAUAUGCUCUGCCUGGACAUGAAUUUCGUUCUCUAAAUAUAGAAGGACCAGAUUCUGGUGUUACUCCAUCUAAUGGAUCCUUAUCAUCUGUAAGUUAUUCCGUAUCUUUGGUGACUGAAGAUGAACAUAAGAAAGAACUUCUGGAAAGUAGUGAUGACUUUGAGUUUGAGAUAGCAUCUGGAGCAGUGAUUCCACAUCUCGAGACAGUUGUCAUGCAAAUGACUGUUGGUCAGUCUGCUUUUUCCAGUAUGGAUUUGCCCCAUCAAGAGUUGAUUUUAGCUGCAGCUGAUGAUUCUGCUAGGAUGCUUUCCUUGUUGUCUUCAAAGACCUGCUUCUUGGAGUACACUAUAACUUUGUUGCAGGUAACAGAACCUCUGGAGGAUAGAAUGGAGCAGGCUCUUUUCAGCCCUCCACUUUCAAAACAGCGUGUCGAAUAUGCGGUGCAAAGCAUCAAAGAAUCUUGCGCCACUACUUUGGUUGACUUUGGAUGUGGCUCUGGUAGUUUGUUGGAUUCUUUAUUAAACUAUCCAACUUCUCUGGAAAAAAUUGCUGGUGUUGACAUUUCACAGAAGAGUCUUACCCGUGCGGCAAAGAUACUUCAUUCCAAAUUAGAUGCCAGUAUGUCAGCCAUAAAUUCUGCAGUUCUGUACGACGGUUCAAUUACAGCUUUUGAUUCACGAUUGAGUGGAUUUGAUAUUGGUACUUGCUUAGAGGUCAUAGAGCAUAUGGAGGAAGAUCAAGCAUCUGAGUUUGGCAAUGUGGUACUGAGUUUAUUUCGUCCAAGGGUUCUUAUUGUCUCCACUCCAAAUUAUGAAUACAAUGUGAUACUCCAGAAAUCCAAUUUGUCAAGCCAGGAAGAUGAUCCUGAAGACAAAAAUCAAGCACAAUCAUGUAAAUUUCGUAACCAUGACCACAAGUUCGAGUGGACAAGAGAACAGUUCAAUUGCUGGGCAACUGAAUUGGCCAUGAGGCACAAUUACAGUGUUGAGUUCAGUGGGGUUGGGGGAUCUGGUGAUACAGAACCAGGUUUUGCUUCCCAGAUUGCUGUCUUUAGAAGGGGACCUGUACGUCAGGAAGAUGUUCUUCCAGAGGUUUCAGAUAUGGAACAUCCUUACAAAGUUAUAUGGGAAUGGAGCAGCAACGAUAGCUCAAGAUCUGCUCUGACAAACUGA